This is a messenger RNA of Melanotaenia boesemani (Boeseman's rainbowfish), 3105 nucleotides long. It is a transcript of the gene gle1, whose product is annotated as GLE1 RNA export mediator. The coding region runs from base 189 to 2348 and encodes 719 amino acids. Gene Ontology annotation, cellular component: cytoplasm; nuclear pore cytoplasmic filaments; nuclear pore. Lineage: Eukaryota; Metazoa; Chordata; Actinopteri; Atheriniformes; Melanotaeniidae. Gene Ontology annotation, biological process: regulation of translational initiation; poly(A)+ mRNA export from nucleus; regulation of translational termination. The transcript has 15 exons. Gene Ontology annotation, molecular function: translation initiation factor binding; phospholipid binding; inositol hexakisphosphate binding. The record is from RefSeq and is a predicted model, not a curated record.
ACAUCUGUGUGAAUCCUGUUGAAAACAACAAAGAAACAAGGCGACGAGUGUUUGGCUCAGAAAAGGUCGGAACUACAAAGGCAGAAGGCAGUUUCUCAUCGGACUAUAUUUUGUGUAACGUCGUAUGGCGAUUUGAAAUUUAGCUCAACGAUUUCUAGCAGUGGUCAGCAGUCAACGUUUUACUCGUGAUGCCUUCUGAAAGUCUACGAUGGGAAACUUUACAGGCCUUAAAAAAUUCCCCAAAAGCAAAAAUCACGUUUGAUCCAUUCUGGUCGGAACGUGGCGAGCAUAUUUUGGCAGGUUGUAAAGAGGCCCUCAGCUUGUCUCCUCAGUCUGUGGCCGUAUUGGAGCGUCUCAGCUCACUGUCCCUUCAGAAGUCCUCCUUUGUGGACUCCAGCUCCAGGGACUCCAGCCCCGUUUUCUCAGAGGAGACUCCAGCCUCAUUGUCCUCCACAGGAUCCAUCACUGACCUCAACAGGAGGCAUGCUGCACUUUCUGCAACUUCAUCUCUAAAGAAUCAGCUCGAUCAGGCUGUUAAUGACAAGGCAGAAGAUGAAACCCCAGAGAAUGACCUCAGCAAAGUUUCCAGUCCCACAUCACCACGCGCCAUUUCCCUGCUCUCGCCCAGAGCCAUGGAGACGACAGGUUGCAUCAUCCGGUUCAAGGAGGACCAGCGAGAAAAGGCUAAGCUGGCGCUCAGGCUUCGGCAGGAGACACAGGAGCAGAUGGUGGUGGCGGUGGCGAGCGCCGAGUCGGAGCAGCUGAAGCGCUUCGAGGAGCUCAUGGAGCUGAAGCAGAGACAGGAGUUCCAGAGUAUGAGGGACAUGAUGGACAGAGAAACUAAGGAGAGCAUGGGGCGUCAGGAGAAGCUGAAAGAAGAACAGCGGCACAGACUGAAGAUCCUGAACCUGCGUCUGAGGGAGGCGGAGCAGCAGCGCCUCCGGGAGGCGGAGCUGGAGCGGCAGAGACAGACGGAGGGCCGGGAGAGGCUUCGGAACCUGAACAGCAUCCAGGAGGAGAUCCUGCAGCUCAACCAGCUGCUGGAGCCGUCCACCCCGAGCGGCACCGACCUCCCGCCGGCCAGCCUCAGCUCCUACAGCGUCCGCGGGAACCAGCUCUGCUCCCAGGUGUCGGAGGUGGUGAGAAAGACGGCAGAGGGGGAGUUUCCCAGCGUGGAGGACAUGAGCGUGGCAGAGAGAGCCCUCCAUGAGAUGAGAGCACUGAUCCAGCAGAUGCAGGAGGAGGUGGCUAAGGCCCAAGAGAAGAAGAAGAAGGAGCAGGAGGAGGAAGAGGAGUGCAGGAAGAAGGAGGAGCUGCAGGCUCAACAGGAGGCGCAGAAGGCGGCUGAGAAGUCAGCCAAAGAAAAAGUCCAGAGAAAAGGUCUGCAGAACAGCGCUGAAGACGGUACGCUGAAAUGGUUCAAGGAGCUGCAGGAGUCGGCCUCUCAGUGCGCUCAGGCCUUCGAACAGCUCAACUCUCCAGCAGAUUCACAGACCAAGAAACUGAAGCUGGAGCUCCAGAAAGCCGCCACCAUCCCCGUCAGCCAGAUCUCCAGCAACUCGGGCUCGCAGCUCCGAGAAAUCUUCGACAAGAUCGACAAGCUGCUGUCGGGACGGGCGGUGGUGUCCGGGGGGAGGUCGGUCUCCACGUCCCAGCAUCCACAGGGUCUGGACUUCGUCGGCUACAAGCUGGCUGAAAAGUUCGUGAAACAAGGUGAGGAGGAGGUGGCGUCUCACCAUGAGGCCGCCUUCCCCAUCGCCGUGGUGGCCUCGGGCAUCUGGGAGCUGCACCCUCGAGUGGGAGACCUCAUCCUCGCUCAUUUGCACAAGAAAUGCCCGUACGCCGUCCCACACUACCCCCCGAUGAAAGACGGCACGCCCGUGGAGGAAUACCAGAGGAUUCUUGGUUACCGUGUGGACGACGGCGGAGUUGAAGGUCAGGACAGUUUUCUGAAGAGGAUGUCGGGGAUGAUCCGACUCUACGCUGCUGUGAUCCAGCUGAGGUGGCCCUACGGCUCAAAGCAAGGGCCUGUUCCUCACGGCCUGAACCACGGCUGGCGGUGGCUGGCUCAGAUGCUCAACAUGGAGCCUCUGGCCGACAUCACAGCAACGCUUCUGUUUGACUUUCUGGAGGUUUGUGGGAAUGCUCUGAUGAAGCAGUAUCAGGUCCAGUUCUGGAAGCUCAUCCUGCUGCUGAAGGACGAGUACUUCCCCAGAAUCGAAGCGGUGACCGCCAGCGGGCAGAUGGGCUCAGUCAUCAGGCUCAAGCAGUUUCUGGAGACGUCACUGCAGAGCCGACAGAUCAGUCCACCCAAAGGCCAGCUGAGCUCCACGUUCUGGAGGUCGUGAUGAGGGAGCGGCUGCGUCGGCUGGCAACACCGCUGGACGAUGCUGGGGAAGGAGGGUGAUGCUGGGGGGAGGAGGAGGAUGCCGGGGAAGGAGGAGGAUGCCGGGGAAGGAGGAGGAUGCCGGGGGAGGAGGAGGAUGCCGGGGGAGGAGGACGAUGCUGGGAAGGAGGACGCAGCGCUGCUCCUCAUUUUUAUUCUCAUCUCAAAGAGAUGACCUCGUGAUGGACUGGAGGCCUCGCUUAACUUUUUAUUUAUGCACCUUCCUUCAGGUGAAGGCAAAAAGAUGUUUUCAUGGGUACAGAAGGAUCAAGUUUUUUCUGACAUGUCCAGGGUCUGACACUAACAUGUCCAUUAAAGCAUGAUGUUGGACACGUCGUCUCUCCAGCGCAGCCAUCCUGUUGGACAGGGACCUGGUGGUCGUUAUCCAGCUGUGUGUGAAGCCUCUUCUGCAUCUUAAGUGUGUGUGAAGCUAAAUAAACUGGGAUCUGCCGGUUAAGAGGCCGUGAUGAGGUGUUAGUUUUGCUUGGUGGAAUAAAAUCUGUUCAUUUUGUUAAAAUCACACAUGAAAAUUGUUCCAGCUGAUGUGAAGGUUUAGAUCAAAUUAAAUGAAUCUGUUAUUUUUUCUGGUUUCCAUUAAAAUGAUUCAGCCACGGUUUAACUUUAUGUCCGUGUCAGCGAAGAGUGGAGGACACGGAGGAGCAAACUGAGUCAUGCUGAAGGAAAGUGUAGCACAUUAAUAAAGUUCUGCUUUAUGCUGA